AUGAACCGCUACCUGCUGCCCCUGUCGGUGCUGGACAAGACUGUUGUGUUGUUUCUUGUCCUCAGGGACUAUGUCACCAGCGGGGCCUGCCCCAGCAAGGCCACCAUCCCCGGAAAGACGGUCAUUGUGACGGGUGCCAACACGGGCAUCGGGAAACAGACAGCCAUGGAACUGGCCAGGAGAGGAGGCCGCAUCAUCCUGGCCUGCCGAGACAUGGAGAAGUGUGAGGCAGCGGCCAAGGACAUUCGCCGGGAAACCCUCAACCACCACGUCCAUGCUAGGCACCUGGACCUGGCUUCCCUCAAGUCUGUCCGGGAGUUUGCCUCGAAGAUCAUUGAAGAGGAGGAGCGCCUGGACGUGCUGGUCAACAACGCGGCGGUGAUGCGCUGCCCCCACUGGACCACGGAGGACGGCUUCGAGAUGCAGUUUGGCGUUAACUACUUGGGUCACUUUCUCCUGACCAACCUGCUGCUGGACAAGCUGAAAGCCUCGGCCCCCUCGCGGGUCAUCAACCUCUCGUCCUUGGCCCAUGUCGCCGGGCACAUGGACUUUGAUGAUCUGAACUGGCAGACGAGGACGUACAACACCAAAGCGGCUUACUGUCAGAGCAAGCUGGCCGUGGUCCUCUUCACCAAGGAGCUGAGCCGGCGGCUACAAGGCUCUGGCGUGACCGCCAAUGCCCUGCACCCCGGCGUGGCCAGGACGGAGCUGGGCAGACACACAGGCAUGCAUAGCUCCACCUUCUCCAACUUCACGCUCGGGCCCAUCUUCUGGCUGCUGGUCAAGAGCCCUCAACUGGCGGCCCAGCCCAGCACGUACCUGGCUGUGGCAGAGGAGCUGAGGGGCAUUUCCGGAAAGUACUUCGAUGGACUCAGAGAGAAGGCUCCAGCCCCAGAGGCCGAGGACGAGGAGGUCGCUCGGAGGCUCUGGGCUGAAAGUGCCCGCCUGGUGGGCUUGGAGACAUCCCGUGGGUCCUCUGCGGGGGAACAGUCCCUCUCCAGGUGACCUCUGGAGCACGCUGGAAAGCCUCAUGGACCGGGGGCGGUGGUUCAUGCCCGUCAGCCCAGCAUUUUGAGAGGCGGAGGCGAGAGGA
Messenger RNA from Carlito syrichta (Philippine tarsier), 1093 nucleotides. It is a transcript of the gene RDH13, whose product is annotated as retinol dehydrogenase 13. The transcript is spliced from 7 exons. Bases 1 to 1005 code for a protein of 334 amino acids. The record is from RefSeq and is a predicted model, not a curated record. NCBI's taxonomy places the organism in Eukaryota, Metazoa, Chordata, Mammalia, Primates, Tarsiidae. Gene Ontology annotation, molecular function: oxidoreductase activity.